AUGGCGACUACAACUAACAAUAUACUAUCAUCAGAUUUAAGACCGUAUUCAUUACUACAGGCGUAUAUAAGUGACGAAGAUAGCGAAGUGCCCAACGAAGAAGUUGAGAACGAGCCAGAGGAAGAGUGCAGCGAUCUCGAAGAUUCAACGACCAUAGACAUGGCAACUACAAACACAACAGCCACAUCUGACUCUGUCACUUCUGUUAAUACCAUCAAUUUAAUUCAAACUUUGCAUGAAUACGAACUAAGUCAAUCUGAAUCUUUGACAUUUUUGUACAAUUUGUUGUUUGAUGAUGACUCGAAUUUAUCAAAGGCGGACAUUUUGAAAAUUUUAAACUCGUUGAAGUUAAGAGAAGAUAAUCUCCCAUUUACAAUAAGCAAUGAUACAAGUAGUGAUAUUCAGGGAAUCAAAUGGCCAAGAAAACUACAUGAAAAAUUUUGCAAGGACAGACUUCGAGUUGGCCAGGAUAACUGGUUUCAUAAUAUGCAAAACUCAAGAGAAGAUGCGAUGGAAGUAUGUGAAUUCUGA
Candida tropicalis MYA-3404 is the source of this 531-nucleotide messenger RNA. RefSeq lists its product as uncharacterized. The transcript has a single exon. The record is from RefSeq and is a predicted model, not a curated record. Bases 1 to 531 code for a protein of 176 amino acids. Lineage: Eukaryota; Fungi; Ascomycota; Pichiomycetes; Serinales; Debaryomycetaceae.